GAGGAUGGGCUGUUGUCUGGUAAUGUUUCUGGAGAGACCACAGCCGAUUGCUCUGUCAGUGAGGGGGGGGAGGGGAUUUGAACCGACGUUAUAGCCGCAUUACGAAGGAAUGGCCGACUACCGCACUUUUGCUGUGGUGGAUGGGGAUGGCCCGGAAGUCGUUUGUUCCGCUGGAAGAUCUGUCAGGAUCUCCAUCUUCCCCUGUGGCAGCAUGUUGCUGUGUGCACACAUAUAAAGAACCAUGUCAGUGCUUUGUCAUCCUCCAUACUUCCUUGUUUCUCUCUCUUUCCUCACCUCCUCCUCUUCGCCUCGCUUUCAUAGCCCUCUGCUCCCCUCUCACCUCCUGGCCCCAGCAUCUGCCCAUUGCCCCGCUUGGCUCUGCUGGUUGCUGCUCUCCCACCUGGACUGCUGCACUCACUCGGCUCACAUCACAUCCAGCGCUCUCGCCCGCUAGAUCUGAUAUAUAAAAAUACCUAUUUCCACCGCUCUUUUCUGGAUUUAACAAUUUAAAAAAAAGAAAAAAAAGACAAAAAGGCGGUGUCUCUCAUUAUCGUCGUUGUCGUCGUCGUCGUCUAAUCCGCCUCCGUCUACUGGCGUGCCACAACAGUCUGUCUCACAGAG
Messenger RNA from Gamsiella multidivaricata, 621 nucleotides. RefSeq lists its product as uncharacterized. The record is from RefSeq and is a predicted model, not a curated record. NCBI's taxonomy places the organism in Eukaryota, Fungi, Mortierellomycota, Mortierellomycetes, Mortierellales, Mortierellaceae. The transcript has a single exon. Bases 141 to 467 code for a protein of 108 amino acids.